AUGAAGGAACUGCCUUCAAGAACUUCUGCUUCCCAUCGCAAGGCUGAGGAGGCCACCCAUAGAAACAUUGGGAACAGGAUCUCCACUAGACUAUCCAGAAUAUCAAUAAAUCGACUCUCCUUCCAUAUUGCCACAAACCGGAAAUCCAACAACUCUUUACAAGACCACUUGUUUCCUCAGUUGCCGUAUAACAACGUUUCCAGUCAAACUUCCCAUGAUGAGGGAAUCAAAGAGAUUAUUGAAAAUGAAGCUGAAUAUUUACCCGACCCUAUAGAUUCGAUUAUUGUCGAUAAGAUCAUCGCCAGGUAUCAGCUUGACUUGGACAACAAAAAUAACGAUCGUUACUAUUACACCCACUUGUACGAAACAACCAUCAAGAAUCAUCUCAAUGAUAGUAAAUAUCUAGCAGCUGCAACCCAAAGUGAUAAUACCACUGCCUUACAAGUAUUUGAUAAUGAGUUAACAAGGACAUUCUCCAAGAUAUAUGAUGUUGAUUGCGGUGAUUUUGAAAAAUAUGACCGAAAGGUGAAAAGAGAGGAAGUGUUGAUGAAAUUGACUCAAGAUGCCUAUGUCCUAAAACAAUUAACUAAAGAAUCUGGACUACUAGAUAUUGGAAAUGGUGAUGAUAUCCGCAACAGAUUCUACAGUGAUCUAGAUUCUAAUAAUAGUCUUACUAAUACUGAAAUAUUGAAAGUUCCCAAAUUGGCUGAGAAAUUAUUUAGCCCCCAAGGUUCAAUCUCUUUCGGUGAUUCAACCAUGAUUGGUUCCAACUCUGCGAAAAGAAUUAGCAGCGCUGAUACCAUUAACAUUGAUGAAAUGAGUGUGGUUGAUGAUGCCAUUGAUGAGAAUGGCAAAUCUAUUGGUUCUGACACCCUGAGCAUACAGACUACACAAAUAGAUAGCCAAUCAGAAUAUAAUAUUGAUGAUUGCGUCACAUAUAACUAUAGCAAAUCUUCGGUAUUCGAUAGUGAUAUUGAAAAAAAUCGACCAACACAAAAUUCUGGUCUUCAAAGAAAACUAUCGUCUCGAACCUUACAAAUGAUUGCCUUUGGUAGUGCGCUUGGAAACGGUUUAUUAUUGAAUUCUGGUAAGAAUUUCACAAUUUCUGGCCCAUUGGGAACGUUAGUUGGUUAUACUAUUGCUGGAUUGAUUGUGUUUUCUUCAAUGCUCUCAUAUUGUGAAGUUAUCACUGUUAUUCCUAUAUCUGAUGGGAUUUCAGGGUUGGCAUCGAGAUUCGUAGAUGAGGCCUACGGUUUUGCACUUGGUUGGGGUUAUUGGGCGGCGUUUACCAUCUCUUUACCGGCAGAAUUGAUUGCCGCCAUUGUCAUGUUGAGUUACUAUGAAAUCCUAGGAGUUCCUGGAGCAGCAACCGUUGGUUGGGUGACAUUCUUCUUAUUUAUGGUGGUUAGUAUCAAUCUUUUUGAUGUUAGGGUAUUUGGAGAAGUUGAAUACGGCUGCAAUUUGAUCAAAAUAGCAUUUAUGAUCGUCAUUAGCAUUAUAUCUGUUGUCAUCAACACUGGUAGUCACUCAAAGUCUGCUGAACAUAUUGGAAUGAAAUAUUGGAAUUCAGCAGAGUCCAACACAACCAUUAAUGCCACCUACGGUUUGUUUAGACCAACUUACGAUUUGAACGAUAUUGGCACAGGAUCUCUUGAUGGCAUUGGUGGUGGCACAGGAAGAUUUUUAGCAAUAAUAACUUCUGUUGGUAUAGCUUCUUAUGCCUAUUGUGGCACCGAAAUUGUGGGAAUUGCUGCCACCGAAGUUAAAAAUCCAAGAAAAGCAUUGCCAGCGGCGACAAAAAAAGUUUUUUGGAGAAUUAUUUUUUUCUACAUUUUGGCAAUUUUUCUUGCGGGGAUUAAUAUUUAUAGCGGUGAUCCAAGGCUUCUAAGAUAUUUGAAUAAGGAUUCUGUUGAUCCGUAUAAAUCUCUGUACGUUGUGCGCGAAUCCCUAGAUUUGGAAUCUCGAGGUAUCAAUGUGUGCACCCCUAGCCAAGAAGUUUCUGGGCCAUUUUCAGAGGCAAACAGAUCGCCUUGGACGGUGGCCGCUCAAUCUGUGGGGAUGUGUAGCUAUGCAUCAGUUAUCAACGGAUUUAUUGUGUUCUUUACCAUCAGUGCUGCCAGCUCUCAAUUAUACGCAUCAAGUCGCACAUUGUAUGCGUUAUCAAUCAAGAAUCAAGCCCCAAAGAUCUUCAGCAGAUGCUCAUCAUUUGGGAUUCCUUACGUUGCAGUAUUAUUUACCGGGUCAUUUGGGUUUUUGGCACUUUUCGCCAUGAGCAAUGAAGCCCUCAGAAUAUUCCAAUAUUUUGUCAAUCUUUCCUCAACUUUUGUCAUUCUUGCUUGGGGUGGUAUGUGUUUGUCAUUCAUUCGAUACUACUACGCUUUGCAAUUGAGACCAGAUAUCAUUUCAAGAGAUGAUCCACGUUAUCCUUUCAAAUCUCCACUACAACCUUUCAUUGCCUUCUUUGGGUUAAUUGGCACCUUGCUGAUCAUUGUGUUCAUUGGGGCCAAUAUCUUUGUGGAUCCUCACUUCAACGCAGCGAUCUUUUUGUCAUCAUAUGGGGCAUUCAUCGCAUUCCUCUUGACUUAUUUUUCAUACAAAUUCAUCUACAAAACGAGGAUAAAGAACUUGGAUCAAAUUGAUCUUGAUAUUGGACGGAAAGAAUCUGAUAAAGAUGACUGGAACGACAGUCAUGUAUGCAACCGUGGCUGGAUUGAUAGUAUCCGAAAGUUUUUCUGA
This is a messenger RNA of Saccharomycopsis crataegensis, 2736 nucleotides long. It is a transcript of the gene SSY1, whose product is annotated as Ssy1p. The transcript has a single exon. Gene Ontology annotation, cellular component: membrane. Gene Ontology annotation, molecular function: amino acid transmembrane transporter activity. Lineage: Eukaryota; Fungi; Ascomycota; Saccharomycetes; Ascoideales; Saccharomycopsidaceae. The record is from RefSeq and is a predicted model, not a curated record. The coding region runs from base 1 to 2736 and encodes 911 amino acids. Gene Ontology annotation, biological process: amino acid transmembrane transport.